UCUCCCUGAAAGCACCCAAACUACUCCAACAAUCUACAUUCCAUCUACAACUGACCAAUCACAAAUAAGAUUGCAAUAACCCAGAACUAUCUGUAUAUUUACUUCAUAUGAUAGUCAUAAAGCAGUUCUAUAUACACAAGGUAAAGUAGGACACAAUAUACCUAUCCCAUGAACUUUUGAAUAAGUUCCUUGACCAGAACAGCUAUAGGAUGUAAAUCCUCAGGCUGAAUUUAACACAACCUUAAUCAGAUUUAGCGUGUUCCAAAUUAGAUCUUUAGAAAAAUUUAAAAGUAACUGAACUUUUGAAUCAUCUGGUAAUUAUCUGUACUACUUUCAUCCUAUUAGAUUGUGCAUCUUCAUCAUUUAGUGAAGAUAAUUCUCCAACUUUAUCAUCAAUAUCUUCAAGAAGGUUACCUAGACCACCAGAAAAAUCAACUAUUCCUAAACCUCCAAGCUUAAAGCCAUCACUUACAAAUACCACUAUGAGGUCAGUACUGAACAGAGGACCUCCUCCAUACAGAAGACCACCUAGUGAACCUCCCCCACCACCUCUACCCCUUUCCAAACCUCCUCUGUUGUCUACCUGUACAUCCAGUCCUCCUGAUAUUGUUGAUGUUGAAGCACAGGAAGAUUACGAAAUUCCAAUAUGUGGGAAUGCUCCUCCAACUUUCUUUCAGAAAUCACCAACUCUUCAUGACCAAAUCAAAACAACAGUAGGAAAUUAUGUGCCUCAGCCCACAGCCAUUCGUCUUUCUCCUGAUACCAGGGCAAUACAAGAUAUCGAAAAUAGAGAAGAUACUUAUGAAGCAAUUGAAAAAGCUGAGGAAGAAAAUUAUGAAGUAGUAGCAGCAGAAAAUCAAUGGUCAGGCUCUUCCUCAUCACUCGCCUCAUCUUCCUCAGAUCGACCAGUUUUACCUCCUCGUUCUCAAGCAUUAUCUUAUGGUCCUCCACCACCUCUACCAGAGAAACCUAGAAAAUAUCAAGAUAUACUAGUCCCACAUGUUAAUAGUAACCAAGAUCCCUUAGCUGAUGUUGAAAGGCCUAAACUACCCAGGAGUAAAGAAACCUUCAGUUCUAAAGCAAGUGAAGAUCAGUCACAAGCUUCUUCAUCUCAGAGUGUAACUGGAGCAAUAACUGGUCUCUUGUCAUCUGUUUUGAGCAGUCGUAGUAUACGAGAAGGGAAAAAACCUGCACGAGAUCAGUGUAACAGUAGUGGUGGAGAUACAGCAUCCACAACAGGCAGCCACUCAUCUCGAGCGUCAACACCAGAAAAAUCAGAUCCAAUGUCAAGUCUUACAGGGCCAAUAAACAAUGCACCCCAAUUGCCUGAUAAAAAGAUAACCCCUCCAAUAAAUUUUCCAAAAUACAGUCCGCAAGUUUCUUUUGAAGACAUUGGAACAAAUGUUGCUAAUAGACCACUUCCUCCUGUUCCUGCAACAUCAAAAUUAUACGAAGAUCCGAAAAAGGAAAAGGACCUGAUACACCAAUAUUCAUGGUUCCAUGAUGUAGAGAGAGACACAGCUGAGCAGUUACUCCAACAACAGGAUGGUGAUGGAGUUUAUCUAGUAAGACAGAGUCGUCGGGCUGGCCAUGCAAACCCUUAUACCUUAACCAUACUUUUCAGUAACCGUAUAUUCCACCUCAAUCUUAGACAGCGUCCAGAUGGCUUAUUUGCACUGGGAAGAGAAAAACCCAGGGAAAAGACUUUCUCAACUGUUGCAGAGUUGAUUUCAUAUCAUCAAAAAGAACCCAUUCUGCUUACAGCUAGAGGAGAGCCAGCAGGGAAGACUUGUCUCAAUGUUACAUUGGGAAAAUCAUAAAUGUAAUGUGACUCUAGAACUCUUAAUGUAACUAAAGUAACUUACAGAUUUUGGGAAACAAAACUAAAGUUGUUUCUUAAUUUUCAGGGGAACAAUUAUUUAAUUAUUUUUUUUAUUAAAGAAGUAUGAAAACUUUUGAUAUCAGAUGUAAACUCAACUAAGAAUGAUUUGAAGAAAGAGUGUCUACAAUGCAAAAAAUUGUUUUUAUAUGGAAAAACUUUUAAGUGACAGAAAACAUACAAAAGGUUGUUUUCUCACAUGAUUUAUAGUAUGGUGUUCUAGUAAAUACCAGUUAUGUAUUGACAGUAAUAAGAAAUAUGUUAUUUAUUUUAUGCAUUGUAAUAUUUUCUUUAAGCAAUGAUGAAGAAAGUACAGAAAUAAAUUAAGGGAUCAAUAAUAAGCUAUUUAUAUGAAGAUUACAAUUUUUCUUUUGUAAUAUCAAAGAAUUCUAAAUCCUUUUCUAUCAUUUUAUAACUAUUUGAUUUGUAAAGAAAUAAUGAGUUUGUUUUACUGUGUUUUGAUGACAUAUAUAAUAGAGAAAUACAUUGUUCAUGCAUAACUUAAAUUUAGAAAACCACAAGGAGUGUUUUCUCAGUGAGCAAUAAUUAAAAUAAACACAUUUUGUAUUUAUUUCUACAUUUUUGUUUUGUUUUAAGAGCCAAGUGAAGCAAGAUCUGUGAUUUUCUUGAUCAAGGGAUUGUUUUAUGUAAAACAUUUUGACUUUUAGUUUCUUAAAAUUGUUGUUUGAGUUGACGAAUGUAACAUUUAAAUGACACUUCUAUAAAUGAGAGUUUAAGUAAAAAAUUAUUUUGCAUUUGUGUUUUUUGUAGAUUAUUAAAAUCUGUGUGUUUCAGGUAAAAGUUUUAAGAUUGUUAAUGAGAGUUUAAAGUGACUAUUCAAAAGCCCAAACUUUGGGAAACUUUAGAACUUGAAUAAAUACUGGUGUAACACUAUUAUUUUACUCAAAUUUAGGUUUAUGAAAUACUUUCAUAUUGAAUUUGUUUAAAUAUUACUCAGAACAUUCAAAAAUAUAAAGUAGGAGAUUUGUUAGUGACAUUUUUAUCUGCCUUGAUAAAUUAUAUAAAAGAAAUAUUAAUCAUUAAUAACAAAUGUUUCUGUAUGCAUUUGUGUUUUAUGAUUUCAAAUUUUUUGUGCUAUAAGAAAAGUAACAGUUUGACCUAAUUACAUAAUUUUUUUACUAACCUGUGAAUUUAGCUCUGUCCUUGUCAGUUACUUAUUCUGAAGAAUGUCUAGUUCAUUAACAGUGUUUCCUUCAUAUAAUGCUGCUUUACAAUGCAGGUGUAGAUAUACUUGUGGAACUAAAAUACCUUAGUUAUAAAAUAAAUCAAAAUGAAAGUAGAACAUUAUUCAAUACAUCUAAAAAUGUGGUUGGGUCAUAAAAAUGUUUUUUUUUUUAUGUCUUGUUUUUAUGCAACUGAUUGAUAAAUAUUAACAUAAAAGGUGCCUGUGUGUGACUAUGAUGCAGCAUCGAGAAUUUUUUUGUUUUCAAGAAUUUUGAAUGAAAUGUUUUUGGCAUGUUGAUGAGUUUUCUUCAAUAAUUCAGUGAAUUUACAUGGUGUAUGAUCAAUAGCAAUCAUUUGAAAGCACUGAAUUAGUUGCUUUUAUACAGUGCCUUAUGAUAUUGUUAUAUUUAUAUAUAAAACAGAAUAAAUACUAAUGAGAGAGAUCUGAUUAUAACUAGUCAGUUUAUAAGCUUCUAAUUUUUCUAUUUCUUCAUUUGUGUAAAACCAUUAUUCAAUGGUAUAUAUAUAUAUAGAAGAAGUGUUAAGAAAUAAGUAGUCUUUGUAGUGUAUGUGCUUUCAUUUGUCUAACUAAUGCUCACAUGUUAGUUGAAUAUCUUGGUGAGAUUUUUGUGUUUUUUGUUAAACUUCAAUUAAUUAAUUUUGAGGUGUACAAAUGCUUCAACAAUAGUAUUGUGUAAGUAGAUGCAGGAUGGGCAACAAAGAUCCCCUCCCCCCCAAUUAAGAUAUUAAUUAUGAUGUACUUCAUAUGUGACAUCUUAUAACUAUUUUUAUGUCACUCAUUCACUGCAAACAAUGGUGUACACACUGAAUGUUUCUAAUAUUAGAUUCAGCGAUUAUACAGAUACAGCUUAUGAAGAAAGGUUUGUUGUUUUACUUGUAAUUUUGUUUCCCCUUAUUUGGGGUGGGGGUUAGUGUGGUCCAUCCCAUGUAUAUCGGGAAAAAAUAAAUGUUUCAUCUGUUUACAUAAAACUGAUUGUAAAUUUCAAUCAUAAAUGUGUUGAACAUAGUAAAUAACAUAAUAUUAUUAUUAAUUUGCUGGCGCUGAAUUAAAAACGAUUUGUAACUUUUAAGAUUGUCAACUUAUAAUACUAGAAAAACUUAAUCUUAUCAACUAUUAACAAUAAAUAUCUAAAGACCAACUAGAAAUAUUUAUAAAGAGAAUUAUUCUGUGAUCAAAUGUUUACUGAUUUCACAGCUAUAUUCUAACAUGUAUACAUUACUUUGUAAUAUAAGAAAAUGCUUAAAAAGAGUAAGUCGUGAAUUAAAAUGUUGGAGGAGCCAGUAUAUCAAAAUUUUCAAGUAGUUUUAUAUUCGAAAUGUUGCUGUUAUUGUAUUUUUGGUCUACCAUUUUCUUUCUUGUAUUAUUACCAUAGUUACAUUUGCUGUUUUGUGUAAAUGUGUAGUUAUAACUAAAAAUACUAGGCAACAUUUACUAUGUACGAAUUAACAAAAAAACAGUAAGAAACAUACUAUAUGCACAUCCGAAAUGUCUGUAUAUGUGUAUAUAUAUAUAUUAAUGUUGAUUGAUAUAACUAAUUUCCUAAUCGAAUUUUUUGAAAUGUAUGUGCAUGUUAAAAACUUUGUGUUAUUGUUUGGAACAAUAAAGUAGCUUCACCAAACUUAAACUAAAUAUUAGUGAAAAAGUAACGGUGAAGGUUAUUAAUUAUUGGGGUUAUUUUUAUAAAUUUUAAAAGGAUAGAUUACUUGAUAGUUUACUACAAUAUCAGAUUGUACCAAGAAUGGUUUAAAUUUACAAUGGAAACUGAUGCACUUGGUUUAAACUGCCUGUUCCUGAACUAUGUCCGUAGUUUAGCCUGAUAUUAUAACAUAACUUAGGAUAAGACUUAACUCACUUAAACGAGAAAAAAACAUCUCAUAACUAGUUGCGAAUUAUGAACAGUAAGGAAAUAUUCACAAUUUUCAAAGUUGUUACUGAAGUAAAAAACCUUAAGUUGCUAGAAACGAAGACCAGUUGUUUAGACAUUUAAUACUUACAUAAUAUAAGUCCCUGCUGGAAGGAUAAGUUAUUUUUAAAGCUUUAGCAGAAGAGGAGAUGUUAAAAAUUUUAAAAGUAAUCAAAUAAAAGCCAUCUAAAA
Messenger RNA from Limulus polyphemus (Atlantic horseshoe crab), 5181 nucleotides. Its product is annotated as B-cell linker protein-like. Bases 483 to 1820 code for a protein of 445 amino acids. The record is from RefSeq and is a predicted model, not a curated record. The transcript has 10 exons. Gene Ontology annotation, biological process: intracellular signal transduction; cell surface receptor protein tyrosine kinase signaling pathway. Lineage: Eukaryota; Metazoa; Arthropoda; Merostomata; Xiphosura; Limulidae.